AAAAUUGAUCCAGCCUUUUCAGUUUUUGCUAAACUUGUAAAAUGUUGUUUGAAUGACAAAAAUAUUGAUCUUAUGAAAUCUUCAAAUUUUAAAACAUUAUAUUUUCUACUCAUGAGUUCAAACUUGGAAAAAAAUAAAAUGGACGAAUUUAUAAAUUAUGCUUUAGAAAUGAUUCAAAUACAUCCGUCUAGCUUCUCUUCAGUUGAUAUUGAAAAUGGAUUCAAAUUCAUUAAGUGAAAAUCUUACAGAAGAAAUGUGGUCCUCACUUGUAAAAAAAUUACUUAGAAAAGGAUUAAAUGAUUUAUCCAAUGGAUAUUUGAUGAUUGAGUUACUUAAUAGCAUCAUUUCCACUGUAUAUAAAAUUAAUAUGGAAAACAUGUCACUUUCACUACCAGAAAUUUUUCAAAUGAUUUUUGGUCAUUCUAAUUUCAUUUCAUUAAUAUUAGAAGACUCAGGAAAAUGCUUAACAAAAGAAUCAAUCAUUUCACUACUUGUAACUCUGGUCACUCUUGAUUCUUCUGUGUGUAAAUCAGAACAUAUUCCAUUGUAUCUUGGUGCUUAUCAUGCUACAUUGAAUAAAACUGAUCAAUCACUUCUUUUUUUAAUAAGUUUAUAUGAGGAAGCAGGAAUACAACUUAAUAAAUUCAGACCAUUUAUGUGGGGAUCUGCUGGUGUUAAUCAUUAUUCUUUGAAAGCCCAGACUAAUCUUUCUUUAUGGAAAGAACCAAAUUUAGAUGAUAUUAUUACUUUGCUGGACAGAGAGAAAAUGUGGCAUACAAUUUUAAAUUUUCCUUUAAAUCUAGACUUAAAACCUGGUGUUCAAGAAUUAAAAUAUGUGGAAACUGAAUUAGAUAAAAUUUAUGAUCCUCGAUUUUUACUUUCACUUUUCAUUGUUUUAUUAACUCCAGGAUCCCUUGUCAACUGCAGAAAAUUUAUUGAAUCAAAAUGUCUUGCACUAAUAUUUACAUCAUUAAGUAGCUCAGUCUUAAAUAUUCGAAAAGCCGGUUAUUAUGUAUUACAUCAGUUUUAUGAACAUCUGGAAGGUUCUAGAUUCAAAGAGAAAGAUUUAUGGCUAGGAAUUUUGAAACUAAUGAAGCAUAAUAUCACAAAAAGUAAUAUAAAGUUAUCUUAUUUAGUUACAUUAUUUCUCUGUAAAGUAACAGAUUAUGCAUUUAAAUCUGGUAAGUAAAAUUUAUAUUCAGAGUUAUUUUUAUAUUAGAUAAUUAUUCAAAUUUUCAGAAUUUCUAGAAUAUUUGUUUUUUAAUUUUAAAAAUUUGUAAUAUUUUAAUAUUCAAAACUUUCCAUUGACUAUACCUUAUAUUGCUAAUACAUCUAUUUGUUCAUAGCAUAGUUCAAUUUAUAGUAGUAAAGACAUUCAAAUGGGUUGAAAAAUGUGUAAGGAUCUUGAAAUUUGUUUUCUAAAAAAUUUCAAUCAAUGCUGAAAUCAAACAACAGUAAAAAGAAUUAUUUAAUACAUACAGAGAAAUGAAAAAAAUCUCCAAGAAAAUUGAUUUAAAAAUAUCCUGGAAACUCGUGUAUUAUUAUACUGUAUUCUUCAUGCUAUAGCAUAGAAUUUAGCCCAUUAUCCAUUAGAAUUCAGGAUCAGUCCUAUUUUCUGUUUCUAGAUAACUUUUUAUUCAAUAGAUAUUUUCUACUCUGAGAUAUUACAGCAGUUAUCUUUAAAGAAUGUCAUCAUAUUUUAUAUAUAAAUAAAGCUGAAGUAGAAUGUUAAGGUACAAUAAACAUUAAAG
Messenger RNA from Centruroides sculpturatus (bark scorpion), 1751 nucleotides. Its product is annotated as nucleolar pre-ribosomal-associated protein 1-like. Gene Ontology annotation, cellular component: nucleolus. The transcript has 8 exons. NCBI's taxonomy places the organism in Eukaryota, Metazoa, Arthropoda, Arachnida, Scorpiones, Buthidae. The coding region runs from base 215 to 1189 and encodes 324 amino acids. Gene Ontology annotation, biological process: maturation of LSU-rRNA from tricistronic rRNA transcript (SSU-rRNA, 5.8S rRNA, LSU-rRNA); maturation of 5.8S rRNA from tricistronic rRNA transcript (SSU-rRNA, 5.8S rRNA, LSU-rRNA). The record is from RefSeq and is a predicted model, not a curated record.